CGGAUAAUAAACACUUCCGGUUAAAUAGUUCUCUUAUUAUUUUCCAAAUCAAUGGUCAAUGGUCUUGCAUCAAGACUCUUGACUGAAGUAACUCAAGUGGCAGCAGCCGUUAUAGGUUUGACAGCCGAACCAGUCAAAAAUACUUUCUUCCUUGAGGAAUGUUUUGACUAAUGCAGUCACUGAUUUUCAAUAAGAGCGGAGUCCAGACUGGUAACACAAGCUCUCUGAAAGUGUCAGACUGCAUCCCCUUGUAGAUACAAGACUGGUAAUACUAGACCUUUGACAUGGAUUCAAUACCGGAGCCACCACCACCUCCCUCACCCCCUUGCAGAUAUUUCCUGCCACCUGACCUGCUGGAAGAUGAUGAGUUCUCGGAAAAGCGAAGGCAAAAAGAGCUUCAGUUUCACCUCGUGUCAGCGAUAGAGCAUGAAGACACAGAAAAAGUUAAAUCUCUGAUUCAUAAUGGCGUUAAUACGAACGCUACAAUUAUGCUAGUAAAAACACCUCUGACUCAUGCUUUAGAUCAAAACUCUACAAGUAAUCUUGACAUUGUCAGGAUGUUAGUCGAUGCUGAGGUUACAGAUGUGAAUUACGGGGAUUUGACUCCAUGGGGUUGGAAGCCAUUACAUUACGCAGCAAAUAAUGGCUCGGUCCCUCAAGCUCAAGUUUUAAUCGAGGGGUCAAAAAAGGGACAGUGCAAUAUUGAUGUCAGAGACAAUGGGAAAGCCACCGCUUUGCAUUUCGCUGCGUGGUUUGGACAUGUGGAGUUAUCGGAAUACUUGUUAAAAAUGGGGGCCGAUGCGAACUUGAAAGACAACUGUGGCAGAACGCCCUUACAUCGAGCUUGUGAGUCAGGAAAUUUGACAAUUGCAGAAAUUUUGCUGAAAUAUGGAAUGGAUAUAAAUGUUGCUGAUAACUAUGGAUGGAGCCCGAUUUUUCAAAAUGUUUUCUUUUUACAAAAUGAUACAGUCAAAUUUCUUCUUAAGAAUGGGGCAAAUCCUAAUCUAAGAGAUAAGUUCGGGCAAUCCCUUCUCCAUUUAGCUAGCUACAAUAAAGUGUCACCAAUUCAUAAAGAGGGGCAUCCAGAAAGGGUAGUGCUGAUGACAGCGUUCAACUUCUAUGAAAGGAGCAGACGGAUACCUUCCAGUUUGUUACAGUCGCUGAUAUACUUCAUGGAUCAUCGGAUUAAUGACACGGAUAUGUUCACAUGUGUUAAGAUGCUGCUGAAUGCUGGCAUUGAUCCCAGAUUGUAUCCCUCAGAUGGCUUCAGUACAGAUUCCUGCUCUGUUGUUGCCCAAAUUCGAGCCUAUUUGACCUUAGCGGGUGCCGGACUAAGCCCAGAUGACAGCUGGGUCCAGCCAAGGUCAACACAGGGUUCAAAAUGGAGGGAAUGGUUUAAAUACGAGAUCAAUGACCAACUUGGUCUUCGACGGUUGUGUAGAUAUAAGAUAAGGAGCUGCUUAAAUCAUACCGGGGACCUUCGUGGGGCUAUAAAACUGUUGCCCAUUCCUGGAAUGUUGAAAAAACUUUUGACACUUGAUCAGGAUUUUGAAAUGUUCUCAGAGUUUGUGAGAAGAAAUCAGUAAUUGCUAAUAAGAUAUCUACAGAGAGCGUUUUUUUUAUUAUUUAUUAAAUAGCAUGUCGUGUAUCAGCUUAUUUUUGCAGUGUAUUUCAAUGUAAAAUAAUAUUUUGAUGCCAAUUUUUGUGUUAUCAGUGAUUAAUUUUGGUGCAAUUUACUUCCUUCUCUGGGCUGUUUCUGGGCGAAAAAAUGUCCAUUUUCCCAAAAUUUUAUAUUUUUUUCCCAAUUUGAUAAAUGUAGAUUAUGUUUUAAAUUAUGAAUAAAAAAAGCAAUGAAUUUCUUGAAAUAUUAACAAAAUCUUGACAAAAAAGUUAGAACAUGUAUAUUUACCAUUAUAUUAGCUAUUUUGGUCUGAUUUUGUAUUUUUUUCCCAAAGUCAACUUUUUCCCACUUUGCAAGGCAAAGGCGGGAAAAAUAAUUCCAAAUUGUUUUUACUGCUUAUCCAUAAAUGCUAAAUAUCUAUAAACAAUAAGGCUCCAAUUCUCAAACAAUCUUUACACCCUUACAACAGGACCAAGUAAAGCUCCUUAUUGUCUUUUGGUAUAAUGUGAAUAAUAGUCUCAUUUUGAUGAUUUUUGAAACAGUUAAAAUAUAUAUUGAAGUAGAAUUCAAUAUUUAAUCAUCAUCAACUGUUUUUCAUGUUUACAAAUCUACUUUAAAUAACUAAUUUUGCUAAAUGAAAUAAAACACUUAAGCCUG
Molecule: messenger RNA, 2278 nt
Organism: Mya arenaria
Lineage: Eukaryota; Metazoa; Mollusca; Bivalvia; Myida; Myidae
Product: poly [ADP-ribose] polymerase tankyrase-2-like
Exons: 6
Coding region: 285-1586 (433 amino acids)
Molecular function (GO): protein binding
Source: RefSeq, a predicted model, not a curated record